AUUUUGUCACUUUUCUCACCUCUUCUUGUUGGUGACAGAAAGGUAGAUAAUCUAUUUUUCUACACGCUCCACAGCUCAGCUUGAACGAGAUGGCUAGCUCCACCGCCCAGGAGUUUUUCCAGCGUUAUGAGCAAGUUAAAGCGGUUGAACAGUCAAGGAAUGAGUUAAUUGAGGAUCUUUUACGACGGGUUGCCGAGCUCGAAAAUGCAUACCAACAAACCCGAUUAGACCAUGAACGUGAAUCCCGCUUUAAUCGUGAAGUGCAAAUGCAUGAGAUAGAGCUUAUGAACCAGAUAACUGCUAUGGAAUCUGUUAUGGAACAAGAACCAUUUCUUCUCGUUCUUCUCGAUGGUGAUGGGAUGGUAUUCCAAGACUCCUUUCUCCAACAGGGUGAGCAGGGCGGCAAAGAUGGUGCAAAUCAGCUCUGGGCUGCUAUCCGUGACUAUGCAUCUCGAAAUCUUCCGAACAUACAAUCGCCAAAAAUUAUAGCUCGAGUUUAUGCAAACGUCAAAGGAUUGGCUGAUGCAUGCUAUAAAGCUGGCCUAAUUGAACGUCCCGGCCUAAUUGAGGAAUUUGCCCGUGGAUUCAAUGGAAGCAGACUAUUGUUUGAUUUUGUGGAUGUGGGGAGUGGUAAAGAUAGAGCUGAUGAUAAGAUCGCUGAGAUGUUUAAGCUCCAUUUAUACAAUUGUCACUGUCACCAAAUAUUUCUCGGUUGCUCUCACGAUAAUGGGUAUGCUAGGCUUCUUGAAGAUACAUUAGCGGAUCGCGACCUUGUUGGACGAAUAUCUUUAAUCGAAGGCGUCCCAUUCGAACGAGAACUUGUACCCAUCAAGGCUUCUUACAGAGUAACUAAAUUUGAAGAACUUUUCCGAACCUCAAAAAUAAACACGAAUUCACUUUCAUGGAAUGACCGGAAUGGGACGAAUAAUAACCCCAUGUCGAUACCCUCGUCUACACCGCUUUCCGUGCUAUCUGCGAAUACUCCUGGCAACAACAACAACCUUGCUCGCAUCCCGUCAAACUCAACUAUCCCAUCGAAUGGAACCAACACGCCGCCAACAUGGGCUGCCACAACAGCAGCAGGAGCCCAUGGUCCAUUUACCGAUUUAACGACCUCGAAACCAAGUAGCCCUGCUCCGCCUAAGGUGGAGCGCAAUAAAUACGGCGAACGCGUCGACCGACUAGAUUUCAAAACCAUCCCCAAGGACGAAUUAAACCGCGUGAAAAAGCUGAAACUAUGCAACCUGUAUUAUUUACUAGGCGACUGCCCCAACUUAAGUUGCUAUCAUACUCAUGAUCAUAAAUUGACGAAGAAUGAGCGCACCGUCUUACAUGCAGUUGCGCGGAUGACGCCGUGUCGGUUCGGAACUGAUUGCGAUGAUCCCGGCUGUAUAUAUGGCCAUCGCUGUCCACAGAGUGAGAUUGGCAAGAAGGACUGUUUCUGGGGCUCCAAUUGUCGAUUCGACACAGCCGCUCAUGGAAUCGAUACAACAAUUGUGAAGGUUACAAAGGUAUAA
This is a messenger RNA of Histoplasma capsulatum G186AR, 1517 nucleotides long. Its product is annotated as C-x8-C-x5-C-x3-H zinc finger protein. Bases 90 to 1517 code for a protein of 475 amino acids. The transcript has 4 exons. NCBI's taxonomy places the organism in Eukaryota, Fungi, Ascomycota, Eurotiomycetes, Onygenales, Ajellomycetaceae. The record is from RefSeq and is a predicted model, not a curated record.